This is a messenger RNA of Aaosphaeria arxii CBS 175.79, 2590 nucleotides long. RefSeq lists its product as uncharacterized. Lineage: Eukaryota; Fungi; Ascomycota; Dothideomycetes; Pleosporales. The record is from RefSeq and is a predicted model, not a curated record. The transcript is spliced from 2 exons. The coding region runs from base 48 to 2402 and encodes 784 amino acids.
GGCAGGGGAGGGCGCCGCCGCCGCAGACAGCGCGCGACGAGGCGAAGAUGGUGCUCCAGGAGGAGGCGGAGCGGCAGCGGCGUGUGCAGGAGAAGCUUAAGGCGGAGAGGCGCGCGAAGCAGGAGGCAGAGGAGGCGGAGAGGAAACGCCAGGAGCAAUUGCGGAGGGAAGAGGAGGAGGACGCGGAGCGUCAGAGGGCGCAGAAAGAAGCAGAGGAGGCAGAACGAGUGCGGCGGGCGAGGGAGGAGCAGGAGCGCGGGAAGAGGCUUCAGAAGGCGGAGAGUGCUGCUCGUUUGAAGAGGAGGGAGGAGGAGCAGGCGCGUGAGGCUGCUCGUGCUAAGGCAGCCCAGGCUCUUACUGCUAAUUCUUCGUCUUCUCCGCCAUCAUCGCCGCCCAGGCAAGGGGGUGGAUUCGGAAUGUUCCAUAGGCGGCGGAAGGACGAUCUGCCAGCUUCGUCGGAGAGCUCGCCCAGCGGCGGCGGGAGACCCCGUCAGACGAGCGACGGCAAGGAUCGUGAUCUCGAUACGAUCAGACCUGGAGGUGGUGGCGCUGUGCUUGGCAUAGACGCUCCGAUUUCAGCGGUUAAUGCUGGAGACAGGCGAGUUAUGAUUGUGUGCAAUCAACAACACAUAUACCUUCCCGUGAAUGUGACGACAACGUCGCUAGACCUAAUCAAGUCGGCGGCCACGGUCUUGACCGAGCCAAUUGACGUUAGGACAGCGGUUAUCCAAGAGAAUUUCACAAAGGUCGGCCUCAUGCGGCCAAUCAGGAAUUACGAACAUAUCAGGGAUAUCAUGAACUCGUGGGACGACGACAAGCAAAACGAUUUGAUCAUUCUUGAUUCUAGAGCAAGCGGCAUCAACCAGGAGGAACUGCUCGCUGCGAAUGCUCCCACCUCCCGACCUGGCCCGUUCGGAUGUUAUAUGCAUUACUCAUCGAAGCCAGGGAAAUGGACGAAGAAGUGGAUAGGACUUCGUCAGGAUGGGCAAUUGGUCAUCAGCAAGAGCGAAGAUGCCAAAGCCGAGGAGAAUCUUUGCCAUCUUUCCGAUUUCGACCUCUACACGCCCACCGAACGUAAAUUUUCCAAGAUCAAGCCGCCGAAGAAGGUGUGCUUCGCUGUCAAGAGCCAGCUCAAAUCGAAUAUUUACGUGGACGAGACACGGUUCGUGAAUUUCUUUUGUACCAAUGAUCGAGCUGUUGCUGCGGAUUUCCACAAGAAUCUACAUGACUGGAGGUCGUGGUAUCUGAGGAACGUGCUGGGUGAGGGCCAGAAGAAGAAGGGCCCGGAUACGAAGACAGCAGGAGGAUUCAGGUCAACAUCAGGGAAUCCGGAACAGAGCGCGCCGCAAGGACAUGCCCGGAAUGCUUCUGUGGGGUCUCAUUACCAGCUCGGAACGUUCUCACCACUGCUCGACCUAGACCUGUUCAGUAAAGACAACCAGAAGGAUGACUUCAAGUUUGGUGCCUUCCCGGAUGAUGCUCCACUGUCCAGACUUGAUACCAAGACCAUGCACCAGAGGAAGAUGUCCACGCGAACCAAGGGGCCACCCCCUGUGUCGUACAGUUUGAAUAAAGACGACAUGCCGCCCAUGCCCAACCGACAAAACUCCUUCAGUCCAAGCACGAAUUCACAGGAGGAUGGCGAGGUCUUCGCAUCUGGCGGUCUCCUAGGCAGGACCUACACCCAGCGCCAGAAAGUCAUGAAUGACCGCGAACAACACAAGAACGCCACCCUCUCCGGCCCCUUCACCGAAGGUCCCUCCCUCCUAAACAACAUGCAAUCCUCCCAACCCUCCAACGACACCCUCCUCAGCCGCCGCUCCUCAGUCCGCAGCAACCACCACCGCCGAACCUCCAGCGACAUCCAACGCAGCAUGUCCACGCGCGUCAAGCCCAAACCCCUCGUCGACCUCACCCCCACCUACCGCGAACCCCCGCAGCACGCCCGCAAAGGCAAAGCCUUCAUCCCGGACACCACCAGCGCCCCAGGCCCCCUCGUCGAAAACGCAACCUCCCUCGAAGAAGCCAUCAAGGUCCCCUCGGCCGUCGACUGGCGCACCGGCCCGCGUCCCACGACCGCCCGCACACGCGGCCACUUCGGCCCCGAGGGCCACGAGCGCACGCGCUCCCUCAAAGGCCGUGGCGAAGCCCUCGCAAACCACGCCGUCAAUAACCACGAGAACGUCCCCGAGGACAGCAACAACGCGUUCACGGGUGGGGGCUUGCUCGCCGCGCGGACGGGGUUCAGCCAGGGUCACACGCCUGUGGGCCACGGCGUCAUGGAUGGGUCGAAGGCGAAGGGGCCGAUGCUGGAUUUGAGGGAGGGGUCGAAGUUUGCGACUGGGAGUCUGCUCGCGGGCGUGGAGAGGUCGCAGGGUGGAAAUGGUGGUGGUGGGCAGUAAGGGUGGAGUGGUGGAGGGUUUGUGAGUUGAUCGGACAGACAGACAGACAUAGAUACCCCACAAGUAUUGUAUUUGCAUUCGUAAUUGGUAUGAUGGUUCAUGGACUAUUUAGUUGGUAAUGUGUCUUCCCCUCUCCCUCUUCCUCUCUCUUCCAGCAGCGAUUGACCACGGUUGCUGGUACGGACUGA